AUGAUCUAGAUCUAGAUCUUUAAAAAAAUAUAUAUAUAAACUACACAACAUACAUAAAAACAUGAAUAUUUCAACACUUUUUAGUUCUAGAUCUAAAUUAAAUCAAGAAUAUUAUUAAAUCAUGCCAACAUUUUGUUUAAUUAUUAAUAAUAAAUUUCGCUCUUUGAAAAUGAAAACUACAAAUAUUUCCUUAGCAAUGUCUAAAGAUGGCGGCGCCCUCAGUCAUAGUUGUUCGCAGAAAGAAGACCACCAGUGCCUUUCUCACCUCACAAACUCUUCUCUUCAUCAAACUUUGGACGAGUUGGAUUUCGACAGAGGCUUAUGGGCGUCGGCUUUAGCUGGGGACAAUUUAGAUAUUAAACAUAAACUUCAGAAAGGCAAUAGCGUUGAUGUAAACAGUCGUGAUAAAUACGGUUACACCGCUCUUCACUAUGCAAGCAGAAACGGACAUCUUCCAGUUUGUCAAACACUGUUAAACUACCAUGCAGAUGUGAACAUAGCCACCCAGGGUAGUGGCACUACACCCCUUCACAGAGCUGCCUAUAUGGGCCACACAGAGAUUGUUGAACUGCUUCUGGCACACUGUGCUGACCCUAUGGCCCAGGACUGUGAUGGCAUGACUCCUCUACAUAAGAGUGCUGAGAAUGGAAAAGUCCAAACUUUUAAAAUACUUUUGAGAAACAAUCCAAAAACAAUAGACAUUACAGACAGCAAAGGUAGAACUCCUUUAGAAGUUGCAACAUCUGAAGAAAUUCAAUUAAUGUUUAAAAGUAUUAUUCAAUCUAGAAAUGUAAAAGGACCAGACUAGGCCUGUUUAUAAGAUAUGGUGCAAUUUUGUUUUUAAACAUGUUUUGGUAUGCUUCUGUAAAUACUGAAUAUAAAUAAAUGUAAUUUACAAUAACAAA
Biomphalaria glabrata is the source of this 905-nucleotide messenger RNA. Its product is annotated as ankyrin repeat domain-containing protein 39-like. Gene Ontology annotation, cellular component: pi-body. NCBI's taxonomy places the organism in Eukaryota, Metazoa, Mollusca, Gastropoda, Planorbidae. The transcript has 3 exons. Bases 122 to 808 code for a protein of 228 amino acids. Gene Ontology annotation, molecular function: protein binding. Gene Ontology annotation, biological process: piRNA processing. The record is from RefSeq and is a predicted model, not a curated record.